Molecule: messenger RNA, 1569 nt
Organism: Carcharodon carcharias (great white shark)
Lineage: Eukaryota; Metazoa; Chordata; Chondrichthyes; Lamniformes; Lamnidae
Gene: mmp23ba
Product: matrix metallopeptidase 23ba
Exons: 8
Coding region: 228-1370 (380 amino acids)
Biological process (GO): collagen catabolic process; extracellular matrix organization; proteolysis
Cellular component (GO): extracellular matrix
Molecular function (GO): metalloendopeptidase activity; zinc ion binding
Source: RefSeq, a predicted model, not a curated record
ACACUUGAAGUAACGUGAUACUGUUUGGCUAUCACAGCCACUCGGAAAUGCAGUUUAUGUAAGUGCUACUGAACUAAAUAGACCCAUUGAAAAUCCACUUUCUUAAUAACCUUGUGAUUGAACUGCAAACGGGCAAUGAUCCCCAGACAUGCUCCUGGACAGAGUGGUCUGAGUCUGUGGUUCUGAAGCAAACGUGGGAAAAACGAGCUGUUACCACUUUAACUAAGAUGGGGUUUUUUCGAAGGUCGGAAGAUAAAGAUUAUUUGACAAGUAUUAAAGUUUUAAUAUGCAUUGCUGUGACAAUGUUCAUAGCUGGAGAUCGAGAUGUAGAUGCAUUUCCUGCUUGGAGACCUCAGUUAGAAGAUAUUGCACCUUCCAACUUGCUGAUGUUUGAUGUUCGCUCCACAAUACAGCAUCAGGCGAGAAAGAAGAGGUACACAUUAACUCCACAGAUGCUGAAAUGGGAUCACUUCAACCUAACUUACCAAAUUCUGUCCUUUCCAAAGACCCUAAAUGAAAAGGAUACAGAAAAGGGAAUCGCAGAUGCUUUUCAAAUGUGGAGUGAAGUUUCUCCUUUCAAUUUCACUGAAGUUCCUGCAAAUGUCAGUGCUGAUAUUAAAAUAGGAUUUUAUUCCAUAAAUCACACUGACUGCUGGGAAGUUCCUUCUCAUCCCUGUUUUGAUGGGAUAACUGGAGAACUAGCACAUGCGUUUUUUCCAUCCCAUGGAGAAAUCCAUUUUGAUGAUUUUGAACAUUGGAUAUUGGGUAAAACUUACUUCAGUUGGAGGAAGGUGGUUUGGCUCACUGACCUAGUGCACAUUGCAGCCCAUGAGAUUGGACACAGCCUUGGACUAAUGCACUCACUGAACUCAAAUUCACUUAUGCACAAAAAUGCUACACUAACACGAAAAGAUAAAAUCACUCGGGACGAUAUGUGGGGGAUUUGGAGGCUGUAUGGUUGCCUGGACAGACUUGAUGAAUGUCCUUCCUGGGCCCUCAAGGGUUUCUGUGAAAAACGUCACACUUUAAUGAAGAAGCAUUGCCCAUUUAGCUGUGACUUCUGUAUAGAUCCUCCCAUCCCAACCAAUGCACCAACGCCUGUACCUCCCAGGACUAAAGUUAGGCGAGUUUCCAAAGGACGGAAUGUUACAAUUCGAUGUGGACGAAAGGUUGCUCAUAAGAAAGGGAUAUUGCAGUGGUUUAAAGAUGGUGAACUAUUAGAGUUUUCAUAUCCGGGUUACAUCGCCAUGAUGGGCAGUAAGCUCAGCAUCAUUGCCAAUGCAAUCAAUGAAGGAACCUACACUUGCCUAGUGAAGAAAAAAGGCAAAAUCCUUACAAAAUACUCUUGGCAGUUGAUAGUUAAAGAAUAAAGAAACUCUUUAAAUAAAUGUCGUUUGUAAUAAUUUGCCAAUCAAUUUAUUGCAUUUUUAUAAAAAACAAACCAGUGUCUGUAUGGUGAUGUGUAUUUAGUGCACUGUUUGCAGAUGUGAAAUUUUCUGUUUUUUGGUUUGGAUGUUUGUACAGUGAUCUUUAAAAAUAAAUUAAAUCUGACUGACCAAUGUGUCAAAA